AUGAAGGAUGUAACUUUUGCUAAGCAACUAGAAGAAAUCCAACUAUAUCAGAAAGGAGAUGAACGUAAAGAUGCUGUAUUGCUUUCUUUAAUACCUGUACUGUGUCCUUCUAAUGUGCGAUUAAGAAUACCAGGAGGAAAAAAGAUAUGGCGACCUACUAUAGCAGAAUCAGUAGAUGCUUUUAUUUGUCAUAUUAAGGUCCCAGGAGAGUUGGAAAGAAUAAAACGUCGAAGACAAGAAAAAGCCAUUAAAGUAAAAGACACUGUACAGCCAUAUAUAAUUGCAGUAGGUCCACAAUUAACUGCAAUUGAGAUAUUUUAUAUCAUCAUUAAUGAUAUUAUGUAUAAAAUGGAAAAUGUGUUAAAGGCUGUUGACUAUUUAUAUAAGAUUUUUCAAGUUCUUAACAUAAAAUAUCCACCUGCUUGUGAACAAGUUUGGCUAUUUAUACAAAAAUAUAUUUAUGGACGAACAACAAAGUGGGAUAAGUAUGAUAAAUCUGUGAUGAAUCUAAUCGAUCAUUUAAAGAGAACGUAAAAAUAAAAUAUCAAGUACAGUAUUAAUUUAGACUAAGAAUUAGAUUCAUAAAAUAAGUCUUGUAAGUGUGAUUCUAUCAUUCAGGAUGUUCCGUUGCCAUUUAUGUGGAAUAAGAUUCAAAGAUGUUAAUCUGUUUAUCCGUCAUUUUUCUUUAUUUCAUAUAUUUGAAACAUGCAAUCGUUACACAUGUAUGCAAAAUAAAUGUUAUCGCAUUUUUCAAAACAUAAACGUUUUUAAAAAUCAUUUGAUUACUAAUCAUUCGGAAGAUCAUCAAAAAUUUUUGAAGGAGACUAUACAAAUUUUUGCUGUUGAUUCAUCGGCCACAAGUAAUAAUAGUAACAGAGAUUGUAGUAGUCUUUCUUUCGACUCAUUUAUGAGUGAAGAUGAAUUUAUUAAUGAUUUUGAUAAUACGGAACAGAUUCUUGUUGACUUAAAAAAACAAUUAUCACAUGAAACAGCAAAAUUCGUGUCCAGUUUUUAUAACGAAUUGUCAAUGCAUAGAAGGCAUGUGCAAACAAUUGUUGAUUC
Molecule: messenger RNA, 1062 nt
Organism: Wasmannia auropunctata (little fire ant)
Lineage: Eukaryota; Metazoa; Arthropoda; Insecta; Hymenoptera; Formicidae
Exons: 3
Coding region: 1-534 (177 amino acids)
Source: RefSeq, a predicted model, not a curated record